Messenger RNA from Naumovozyma dairenensis CBS 421, 1035 nucleotides. RefSeq names its product histone H1 (gene HHO1). Gene Ontology annotation, molecular function: structural constituent of chromatin; nucleosomal DNA binding; double-stranded DNA binding. The record is from RefSeq and is a predicted model, not a curated record. Gene Ontology annotation, biological process: chromosome condensation; nucleosome assembly; negative regulation of DNA recombination. NCBI's taxonomy places the organism in Eukaryota, Fungi, Ascomycota, Saccharomycetes, Saccharomycetales, Saccharomycetaceae. Bases 1 to 1035 code for a protein of 344 amino acids. Gene Ontology annotation, cellular component: nucleosome; nucleus. The transcript has a single exon.
AUGGCUCCAAAAAAAUCCACAACAACUGCUACAACUGCAAACAAAAAGAAGGAAUCUUCCUCUUCUCCCUCAGGUUCCAAAUCGUACAAAGAAAUCAUCAUUGAAGGUCUAAAUGCCUUAAAAUCACGUAAGGGAGUUAGUCGUCCAUCAUUAAAGAAAUAUGUUAAAGAAAAUUAUCCAAAUAUGGCUAGUUCAACUGCUUUUGAUCAUCAUUUCAAUUCUGCCAUUAAGAGAGGUGUAGAAAGUGGUGUUUUUGCCCAGCCAAAGGGACCAUCUGGUACUUUGAAGUUGGUUGCUCCAACACCAACUUCUUCUUCUACUGCCAAAAAAUCUACUACUCCAUCUGCUACAUCUUCAUCUGCUGAAGAAAGUGAUAAGGAAAAGAAGCCAGUUAAGAAAGCCAAGAAAACUACAACUACAACUACAACUACAACGACUGGUGCCACUACCAAGACGACCACCGCUACCAAGAAUACAAAGGGUGCUGCUACCACUACUAAGAAAGUCAGCAAACCAUCCACUGCCAAGAAAGGUAAAUCAUCAUUAAGUUCGUCUGGUAGCCCAUCAUACAGAGAAAUGAUCAUCAAGAGUAUUCUUGCGUUAAACGAGGGGAAAGGUUCCAGUCGUCCAGCUUUGAAAAAUUACAUUAAAGAUGAAUAUUCCAAUACCAAGGAUAAAAGUAAUUUUGAUAAUUUAUUCAAUGCUGCUAUUAGGAAAGGUGUUGAAAACGGUGAAUUAUCUCAACCAAAGGGACCAUCUGGUGUCAUUAAAGUUUCCAAGAAGGGUAAGUCUCUAAUUUCUGACCUAAAAAAAAAAAAAAAUAAAAAGGUGAUUUUAAUUAUCUUCUUAUUUCUUAUUCUCUCUCUUUUCUUCCGUCAAGCUAUUCUUAUGUUUUAUUACCUCUUUUUAUUUUUUUCCCUGACUUUACUGUGGCCCCUGAUUGUAUUAUGUAUUAUAUAUUAUUGUAGUCUGAAUCCCCAAAUGGAUAUGCUCGUGUUUAUUCAUAUCUGUAUAUUUUGUUAUUUAACAUUCUAA